Molecule: messenger RNA, 488 nt
Organism: Sinocyclocheilus rhinocerous
Lineage: Eukaryota; Metazoa; Chordata; Actinopteri; Cypriniformes; Cyprinidae
Product: solute carrier family 15 member 2-like
Biological process (GO): transmembrane transport
Cellular component (GO): membrane
Molecular function (GO): transmembrane transporter activity
Source: RefSeq, a predicted model, not a curated record
CAUGGAAAAGGACAGCGCUCUCCGAAAUUAUGUGGCACUAACUACCCAGUUAGCAUUGCCUUCAUUGCGGUCAACGAGUUCUGUGAAAGAUUCUCUUACUAUGGAAUGAAAGCUAUCAUGGCCCCUCAUGGUGCUCACACUUUACUCCAUGUCUCCAUCCACUGCCUGAACUGGGACAAGAAUCUGUCUACAGCUGUGUACCACGCUUUCUCAAGCCUGUGUUACUUCACUCCGCUUCUGGGGGCCGUGAUAGCUGAUUCAUGGUUGGGGAAGUUCAAAACCAUCAUCUAUCUGUCUAUAGUCUAUUAUGUGAUUGGCCAUGUGGUCAAGUCCGUCGGUGCCAUUCCUGAUGUGGGGGACAGCACUCUUCAUAUAGUUUUGUCAAUGCUUGGUCUGGUCCUCAUAGCUUUUGGGACAGGAGGGAUCAAACCAUGUGUUGCAGCAUUUGGUGGUGACCAGUUUGAUGAAUAUUUGAUGAUAUAUAUAUA